Astrephomene gubernaculifera is the source of this 871-nucleotide messenger RNA. NCBI's taxonomy places the organism in Eukaryota, Viridiplantae, Chlorophyta, Chlorophyceae, Chlamydomonadales, Astrephomenaceae. The record is from the annotation of a GenBank genome assembly.
CUAGGACAUACCACAAGGCGCCGAAAGUGCAGAGAAUGACUUGAAGACGUGUGCCCCAAACUUUCAUGUCGUAGGGCUCCCUUGCGACAACACCUUGCCCCGACCCUUCGUAGAAUUGCCCAAUAUCCCCCUGCUAGUCAGGAAUGAUGAGAUCAGGGUAUCCUAAAAUGUAAACUUCACUGCAACGUUAGUUACAGUUGCACUCCCCAGAAAUAUAUGCACUCCCCAGUAUUGCAGGGCAACAUUACUGCAUGCGCAGGGUUAUCUGGCAACGCUCCCUACUCUCAAGUGUCUGCCGGACAUCCUCGAUCCAUGCUUCGAGACCGCGUGCACGGCUGUGCAACUCGCCCUCCUGCCAGCGCCUCCAACCACCGCCUAUCGUUACUCCACGGUUUCGCCCAAGCGCUAGCUCGCCAGCGGCGACACCCUUGCCGCUGCAGCUCCCAACAUGCCCCUACCAGUACCAUCAUCCCCAAGGCCCUGGGCAGCCGAACAGCGCUGCCCCAGUCCCGCCAGUCCCUUCAAUGCGUCCAUCAGCCCCUGGAAGGGCCUCCAUGUUCUUCACCGCCAUUAACAGCGCAAAACAAGCGAUCUGGGUUCCUUGCUUGCCAGGCGAGCCGGGGUAGUAGCAGCGAAGGGACAGCCCUUUCCGGCCAAGGCGCCAGCAGCAAUGGCGAUGGAGGCAUUCCCCACGUGCUGCAAUCUCCGGGACAGAACUCGCAACAAGAGCAGCAGCACCAGCAGCAGCAUCAACAGCAGCAGCAGCAAGAACUAGAUGUACGGCAGCCAGAAGGACAGCGGCAGCUGGAGGCAGCAGCAGCAGCAGGGAGGGCUGUUGACGCAGGAGGGCCCGCCGCCCGGUGGCCCGCGG